Molecule: messenger RNA, 1023 nt
Organism: Hyaloscypha bicolor E
Lineage: Eukaryota; Fungi; Ascomycota; Leotiomycetes; Helotiales; Hyaloscyphaceae
Exons: 2
Coding region: 1-1023 (340 amino acids)
Molecular function (GO): hydrolase activity
Source: RefSeq, a predicted model, not a curated record
AUGAGUUCAAUCAACGAGGCGGGCCUUCAGCCACCCUACCCUCUCCACUCUUCAAUAAAAGACAAGCUUGACCCAGCAUAUGUAUCAUUCUACAACGCACACAUAUUCGACAAGCAACAAGUGCACCUACAACCCGUCUCUGCGUCUCGAACGAGCGGGAUCCUAAUUCCCGGCGGUGGUCCCAAACUCCCAGUUGGAAAAACAGAAGAUAUCCAAAUCCAAAGGAAAGAAACUGAGGGUCCGGAUGUCUCGAUUCGCGUCUUUACUCCCGAGGGAGAGAGACCCGUAGACGGAUGGCCGGUAAUGGUGUAUUAUCAUGGUGGGGGCUGGGUAUUGGGCAACAUUGAGACGGAGAAUACGGUUUGUACGAAUCUUUGCAAGAGAGCGGGAUGUGUCGUGAUUUCAGUAGAUUAUAGGUUGGCUCCCGAAGACCCAUAUCCAGCAGCUAUCCACGACUCCUGGGAAGCCCUCCUCUGGCUCCAAAGUACCGGAUUCUCCCUCCUCAACCUCAACCCCUCGAAAGUCGCCAUAGGUGGUUCCUCCGCAGGGGGUAACCUGGCUGCAAUAAUGUGCCAUAAAGCCCUUUCUUCCCCAUCCCUCGUCCCAAAAUUCAAAACACAGCUUCUCAUCGUUCCUGUCACUGAUAACACCGCUUCCCCGUCCAGCACUCCUAGCUGGAAAGAGAAUGAACUUUCUCCAGCGUUGCCGGCGGAGAAGAUGAUGUGGUAUAGACGGCAUUAUUUACCGGAUGAGAAGACGUGGGCGGAGCCGGAGGCGAGCCCGUUGUUGUAUGAGGAUGGUUGGGGAGAGCAACCGAAGGCGCUAGUUGUGGUGGGGGAAUUGGAUGUGUUGAGGAGUGAGGGGCAGGAGUAUGCGGAGAAAUUGAAGAGGAAUGGGGUAGAGGCUGACUUGAAGGUUAUGAAGGGUAUGCCGCAUCCGUUUUUGGCGAUGGAUGGGGUGUUGCAGCAGGGGAGAGAUACGAUUACGUUUAUGGUUGAGGCGUUGAAGGAGGUUUUUGCCUGA